AUGGAGAGAAGUGAGGAGAAGGUUGCCAGUGACAAGCCCGUGGGGCAAGAGCAGGGCAGUGGGGCAGCAGGGCUGAUGCUGAAGAGGGAGAUUGGUCUAUGGAGUGCAGUGUCCAUGACCGCUGGCUGUAUGAUUGGUUCUGGCAUCUUCAUGUCACCACAGGGGGUCUUGGUUUACAUAGGCAGUCCUGGAGCCAGUCUUAUUGUCUGGGCAACCUGUGGCCUCCUGGCCCUGCUGGGUGCCCUGUGCUAUGCUGAACUGGGCAGCCUGGUUCCUGAAUCUGGGGGAGACUAUGCCUACAUUUUGCGAACCUUUGGCUCUCUGCCUGCCUUUCUGGUCAUCUACAUAUUCGUUCUGGUAGGCAGACCAGCUGCCAUCACUGCCGUCUCUCUGAGUUUCGCUGAGUAUGCACUGGCUCCCUUUUACCCAGGCUGCUCCUCACUCCCUCAGGUCAUAGUCAAGAUCGUGGCUUCUUCUUGCAUCCUCCUGCUGCUUCUGAUCAACUUCUGGAGCUCACGGAUGUCCACUGUGCUGAUGAAUGUGUGCACGGCCGCCAAAGUGUUCUCACUGCUAGUCAUUGUAGUGGGUGGGGCCGUGGUGCUGGCACAGGGCCAUAUUCCCACAGAAUCCCUGCUGUUUGCCUUCCACAACACCACACAGCAAGCAGGGCGCAUUGGCAUGGCUUUCUACCAGGGGCUGUGGUCCUUUGACGGCUGGAAUAAUAUCAACACGGUGAUAGAGGAGCUCAAGAACCCAAAGCAGAACCUGGUGUGGGCAGUGAUGAUUGCCAUCCCCCUGGUCACCAUCCUGUAUGUCCUGGUCAAUAUCAGUUACCUGCUGGUUAUGUCAACCUCAGAGAUCCUCUCCUCUGAUGCCAUAGCUGUGAGCUGGGGGGACCAAGUUCUGGGGUCCUGGGCCUGGCUGGUGCCCUUGGCUGUUGCACUUUCAACAUUUGGUGCUGUCAAUGGUGGGUUCUUCAGCGGCAGCCGCGUGUGUUAUGCAGCUGCAAGAGAAGGUCACAUGCCCCAGCUUAUGUCCAUGAUUCAUGUGCAUCGACUUACACCAGCCCCAGCCCUGAUCUUCACUACAGCUGUGGCCUUGCUACUGGUCAUCCCAGCAAACUUCAGCACCUUUGUGAACCUCUUGAGCUUCCUGUCCUGGCUCACCUAUGGGACCACCUUUGCCUGUCUCCUGUAUUUGCGAAUAAAGACAAAGAAUCUUCCCCACACUUACAAGGUUCCCACCAUCAUCCCUGCCAUCAUGCUCCUGGUGUCUCUCUACCUGGUGCUGGCACCCAUCAUUGACCAUCCCCAGAUGGAAUUCCUAUACAUCUUCCUGUUCAUGCUCAGUGGCUUCCCGGUGUACUUCCUGCUUUUCCACUUCCAGUGUCAGUCCAAGUGUAUACAGACAGCCACUAUGCAUCUCCAGAUGCUCCUGGAAGUUGCUCCAACCAUUAAAGAUCAUUGA
Arvicanthis niloticus (Nile rat) is the source of this 1467-nucleotide messenger RNA. RefSeq names its product b(0,+)-type amino acid transporter 1-like. Gene Ontology annotation, cellular component: membrane. Gene Ontology annotation, biological process: amino acid transmembrane transport. Gene Ontology annotation, molecular function: L-amino acid transmembrane transporter activity. The record is from RefSeq and is a predicted model, not a curated record. Lineage: Eukaryota; Metazoa; Chordata; Mammalia; Rodentia; Muridae.